Oncorhynchus masou masou (cherry salmon) is the source of this 5855-nucleotide messenger RNA. RefSeq names its product NACHT, LRR and PYD domains-containing protein 12-like. The coding region runs from base 1141 to 4698 and encodes 1185 amino acids. Gene Ontology annotation, molecular function: protein binding. Lineage: Eukaryota; Metazoa; Chordata; Actinopteri; Salmoniformes; Salmonidae. The transcript has 12 exons. Gene Ontology annotation, biological process: intracellular signal transduction. The record is from RefSeq and is a predicted model, not a curated record.
GUACAGUCUAUCAACCUGACAAUAACUGAAACCAAACCAGUCAGACUUAGGUCUUGGGUGUAAUAAGCAGGAAGAAAAUCGCACAUCAUAACCAUCAAACAAACAGAGGGAUUCACUAUGACCUAGGCAACGAAGUUGUGGGCACAUACUGUUGUGGCGGGUUGGACUGGAAUGUGCUUUGGAGAUUACUUAUUGGCCCAGUAAUGCAUUUCAUUGUUGUCCACAAGAUACAGUAAUACCUCUACUCUGAUGUAAAGAAUUACUGCUCCAGACGUCAUGGCUUAGGAAUUGUUCAACUGUUUUCUGUAAUGCAUUUGGCUACUCACCACUGUGGCUAAUGAUUGACAGAAGUUUUACAGUAACCAAGUUAUUUAUCAGGAAGAGACAUAUCAACCUCAACGUAUCCAGACAGAUUGGUAUUUGUGCAAUGAGACUGAUCAGAAAACAUUUAUUUAUUUUUUAGAGUAAACAAUUGUACAGUUAAUAAAGGACAAAUCAAAUAGAGAAUAACGCAAGAAUGUUUUUUUUAUACAACACUUGUUUUCAGUGUGGGUCUCAGGCUUUCAAGCUGCCCACUUGACAAAACUAGAAAUAUUGGUAUGGCUGCAUACCAAUCGUCAACAUGACGUUAAUAGCAUGUGGCUAGACUGUGCACAUACCUCUCUUUAGUCCAGGCCUGUCGAACAAAGUGUUCUUUUAUCACGUGUCCAUGUCAUGUAAGAUAUCCGUAGAUAACACAUAUCUAGAGAAUGCAGUUUAAGAUAGUGCCGUGUUCCAGGCCGACUGCAUUGCGGACGCCGAGCUGCCAGAUCUCACAAAGUAAUAAUAGGUAAGUAAUAAUAAUAAUACAAAGUAAUAAUAGGAGCAGAUAGAGAGAAAUAAGUUGGUUAUGAGUCUCAGUUUUACAGAGUUUAGUUCUCAUCUGGUGGUCAUGCUAACGUGUAUGUUUCAGCUUGUCAACAUGACACUCCCUUAUAGACCUACUGGUUGUUCUGGAGAUGAGUUGGUUCAGGUUUUUCUGUGACUCUGUAGGACUUCCCACCCAUCCGAAGAGGCGAUGUGACAGACAUUGUUGAAAAGAUGUUGAAGGUCUACAAUGAUGAAGGAUCCAACUGCAUGUGCUGAGUAAAAUCCGCUGUAAUGGAACACAGCGGUGAGUGGAGCUGGAGGGCAGGUCUGAACGAGCAUCAGUCCAGCUGUUCAGUGUGUGAGCAGGGGCUGAGAGACCCCGUUUCUUUUAACUGUGGACACAGAGUGUGCAGACAGUGCAUCGGCAGCUACAGGGACCAGCCUGCUCCAUCAGGAGACUCUGGCUGCCCCGAGUGUGGAAAGAGAUCCAGAACACAUUCUGAACCGAACCUACUACAACAACAUGGUAUUAGACACCAAGAAAAAGACCAGCAUGUUGAGGAGCAUAGAGUAGUUUCUAUCCCAACCUCCAUUAGAGCUCAGGAUGGAAGCACUAUCAUCGCCCCAUUCAUCUACAACUCUACUGUAAGAGACAUCAUCAUCACUGUGCCAAAAACAGAAGCCCCACAUAGCUGUUCCACACAACAAGUGAAUGAUAUUCUCAAGACAUACAAAGCCAGUCUGAGGAAGAAGUUUGCAUUGGUGUUAGAAGGCACCGCAGUAGAUCAAACUCCCCUUAAUAGGAUUUACACACAGCUCUACAUCACACAGGGAGAGUGUGAAGGGGUUAAUAAAGAACAUGAGGUUCGGCAGAUUGAAUAUACAUCCAGGAGAAAAACAUCACCAGACACCCCUAUCGACUGUAAUAACAUUUUUAAACAAUCACAUGGAGAAGAGGAACCCAUAAGGACUGUGCUGACGAAGGGCAUCGCUGGAAUCGGAAAAACGGUCUCAGUGAAGAAGUUCAUCGUGGACUGGGCAGAAGGACAAGCCAAUCAAGAUGUAGAUUUCAUAUUUGUGCUACCUUUCAGAGAGCUGAAUCUGAUUAAAAACCAAUGCAGUCUUCAUGGACUUUUAAAUGGCUUUCACCCUGAACUUUCUGGGAUAGAAGAUGUAAAGAACUACACUGAUGGUGAAGUUCUGUUCAUCUUUGAUGGUCUGGAUGAAAGCAGACUUCCCUUGGAUUUCCAAAACAACGAGACACUGUUUGAUAUGACACAGAUCUCAUCAGUAGACGAGUUGCUGACUAACCUCAUCAAGGGGACUCUGUGUCCCAAAGCGCUCCUCUGGAUAACCUCCAGACCAGCAGCAGCAAAUCAGAUUCCCCGCGACUUGGUCAGCCGGAUUUCAGAAGUACGAGGAUUCACUGACACGCAGAGAGAAGAAUACUUUAAGAAGAGAUUCGGUGAAGGGAAACUAGCCAACAAAAUCAUAACACAUGUAAAGACAUCAAGGAGCCUCCACAUCAUGUGCCACAUUCCAGUCUUCUGUUGGAUCACUGCAAAGGUUCUAGAGGAUGUGUUUUGUAGACAGAGAAAUGAGAGAGGAGAGAUCCUUACAACUCUGACUGAGAUGUACGCUCACCUCAUGGUCAUUCAGAUAAACCUGGCAAAUGAAAAGUAUCAGGGGCAGAAUGAGAGGGAUAGACAGAAGAUCUUGGAAUCAAAGAAAAUCUUCAUUUUGAACCUGGCACGAUUAGCAUUUGAACAGCUGCAAGAGGGCAAUAUCAUAUUCGACGAGGAAGACCUGAGAAACUGUGGGAUUGAUGUUAGUGAAGCCUCAACAUACUCAGAGUUUUGCACAGAAUUCCUGAAAGAAGAGUGUGGGUUGUAUUCAAAGGUGUACUGCUUUGUGCACCUGACCUUUCAGGAGUUCCUUGCUGCACUGCAUGUCUUUCACUGCUGUGUGAGCAACAACAUCAAGGCCCUUGAGUCUUUCCUGGAGAAUACUUCUGCAGCGCUUCCCUUGCAUGAGUUGCUGAAGAUGAUGGUGGACAAAGCCAUGAAUAGUCUAAAUGGACACCUGGACCUAUUCCUCCGCUUCCUUGUUGGCAUAACACUGGAUUCCAAUCAGAGAUUGUUGCAAGGCCUACUGCCAAAGACAAAGAUCAGCUCAGAGACUGUUGAGGAGAUUAGAAAAUACCUCAAGAAUCCUGGUGCACAUCAUGUGUCACCUGAAAGGUACAUCAACCUUUUCCUCUGUUUGACUGAGAUGAAGGACAAUUCAGUUCAGGAGAACGUUCAGAAGUUCCUUGAGUCUGGAGAAGAACUGUCACCUGCUGACUGCUCAGCACUGGCCUAUGUGCUUCUGAUGUCAGAGGAGGUGCAGGAUGAGUUUGACCUGGUGAAAUACAACACAUCAGAGGAGGGGCAUGACAGACUGCUCCCAGCUGUAAGAAACUGCAGAAAGGCAAUACUGUCUGGCUGUACUCUUUCAAAUCAGGUCUGUGACACACUGGCCUCCAUUCUCCAAUCUGCAUACUCACCUCUGAGAGAGUUGGACCUGAGGAACAGUGAGCUGUUUGAUGAUGGAGAGUUUAUACUUUUUGCUGGACUGGAGGAUCCACACUGCAAACUGGAGACACUGAGACUUACUGGCUGUGGCAUCACAGGGGAGUCUUGUGAAAUAUUGGUCUCUCUUAACUUAUCUCUUAUUGAGUUGGACCUGAGUUACAACAGACUGAAGGAUUAUGGAGUGAAGCUGCUUGCUGCUGGAUUGUUGAGCCUACACUGUAAACUGGAGAAACUGAGGCUGAAUAGAUGUUGUCUGACAGAAGACUGUUGUGAAGAGUUGGCCUCAGCUCUCAGCUCAACCUCCUCUCACUUGAGAGAGCUGGACCUGAGUCACAAUGACCUGCAGGAUUCAGGAGUGAAGUUGCUCUCUGCUGGACUAGGCCAUCAAAACUGUAGACUAGAGAUACUGAGGCUGUCAUUCUGUAAAGUCACAGAGGAAGGCUGUGCUGUUCUGGCUUCAGCUCUGUGGUCAAACCCCUCCCACUUGAGAGAGUUGGACCUAAGCUUCAAUCACCCAGGAGACUCAGGCAUGAAGCUUCUUUCUGCUAAACUGGAGGAGGCCCAUUGUAAUCUCAAUGUGGACCAUAAUGAAGAGAUCUGGAUAGAACCACAGCUGCUUAAGAAGUAUGCCUGUGAGCCCACUCUAGACCUAAACACAGUAAGCAGACUCCUAUCUCUGUCUCAAGGAAACAGACAGGUGACAGGGGUUCGACAGCAGCAGCUGUAUCCUGACCACCCCGAGAGAUUUGACUGUCCACAGGUGCUGUGUACAGAGGGUCUGAGUGGGCGCCAUUACUGGGAGGCAGAGGGGAGUGGGCACUUGACUGUCAUAGGAGUGGCAUAUAAAGGAAUCAGCAGAAAAGGAAAUGGUCGUGUCUGUAAGCUUGGAUCCAAUGGCAAUUCCUGGUGUCUUGCCUGCUCUAAGUACCAUGACUCUGCCGACUACAAUAAUGAAACCACUAAAAUAACCUCCCCUCCAAAGCUAUCUGAGCAAAACAAGAGAGUAGGAGUGUUUUUGGACCAUCCUGCUGGAACUGUCUCCUUCUAUGAGGUCUCCUCUGACACAAUGACCCACCUUUACACUUUUCAGACCACAUUCACUGAGCCCCUCUAUCCAGCAUUUGGAAUCCAGAGUACAAACUCCUCAGUGUCUUUUGAGGUUGCCAGUAAUCCUGUAGAGGCUAAGAGGCCAUCGGUGGAAGAAUUUCAAGAAAUGGGUGGUAUUUCCUUAAUUGGAGGAGUUCUUCAUAAAGAUCUUUUCCAUUACAGAAACUGAAGAAGCACAAAUGUUUCGCUAUUGCUAAUUUGACACAAUGAUUGUGGUAGACGUUUCAAUCGUAAGGUGACCCUGAAGAAAUCACAAUAACAUUCACAAGAGGGAAAGACGUCUGCAUUGUGAAUUUGAAUUUUAGUUUUCUUGCAAGUGAAAAAACAACAGCACUACAGCACAGAGAAAGAGGAUAAAAACGUGAGAGUCAACGUGAAAAUGUGUUGAUUACAACAAGAUUUAAGAGCAUGUUAAACCUUACAGCUUUAGGAAAAUACCACCUACGGACCAUAGUAGCUGCUGUAGGGCACAGCUGGAUUGAAUAGGCAGGUAUAGUUUCAGGUAUAAAUGUCUUAAUGCUAGAAGUAGAGGAAUAUUGUUGAGACCUAAUUUCCAAGAGUAUGUACAGUAUUUACCUUCACCCACUGUUUCCGGACAGAGCCACUAUCCUCUGUUCUCUUCUGUUAAAGAAUAAGGUUCCUUGUUUGGAUAUUAAAAUAUGUCCCAUCUAGGCUACUUUAGCUGAGUUUACACAGGCAGCCCAAUUUUAAUAUUUUGACCAAUCAGAACAUUGCCAGUAAUUGGACAAAUGAUUAGAAUUGGACUGCCUUUGUAAACUUAGCCUAAGGCUCUGUGUUUUAAACUAGCUUAAAUAUUGUUAGAAAUUAUGCUCUAAUGCUUUAUUAAAGCUAUUUUUAAACAUAAUUUUAUAAACCUUUAUUUGCUUAUUAUUCCUAUUGUUUCCAAAGAUAUCUCCCAUAAGUGUUCAAUUAGGUUGAGAUCUGGUGACUAAAAAAGCCAUGGCAUAUGGUUGAAAUAAUUUUCAUGCUCAUCAAGCCAUUCAGUGACCACUCAUGCCCUGAAGAUGGGAGCGUUGUCAUUCUAUGGGGCAGAGCCAUAGUAGCCAAAAUAAUGGCCUGCCCAGCAUUUUUAUACAUGACCCUAAGCAUGAUGGGAUGUUAUUUGCUUAAUUAACUCAGGAACCACACCUGUAUGGAAGCACCUGCUUUCAAUAUACUUUGUAUACCACAUUUUCUCAAUUGUUUUCAUUAUUUUGUCAGUUACCGCUAUGUUUCCACAAUCCCAAUGUAACUUCUCAGUCCUUCACAUUAAAGACCUUUGGCUCCAUCUGCUGGCUUCUGGAAAAUAAAGCAUUGCCAAAACAA